Messenger RNA from Theileria orientalis strain Shintoku, 909 nucleotides. RefSeq lists its product as uncharacterized. Gene Ontology annotation, biological process: mRNA splice site recognition. Bases 1 to 909 code for a protein of 302 amino acids. The record is from RefSeq and is a predicted model, not a curated record. Gene Ontology annotation, cellular component: U2-type prespliceosome; U1 snRNP. The transcript is spliced from 7 exons. Gene Ontology annotation, molecular function: mRNA binding. Lineage: Eukaryota; Apicomplexa; Aconoidasida; Piroplasmida; Theileriidae.
AUGGAUCAGAUAAGGGCCACGUUAGCAGAGCUAAUGGGCAAAUAUGAGCAGAAGGAGGACUUGGAAUCACGAAAGUCAUUCGCCGACCCUGAUGUUUGUAAGCUAUUUCUGACCGGAAUCUGCCCACAUGACCUCUUCGAAAACACGAAAUUUUACAUGGGAGAAUGCGCAAAAAUACACUCUGAAAAGUUGCGAGAGAGGUACUUCAACGAAAGGAAGGACCACUUCUUUGGAUACGAGUUGGAUACCCUAAAGGUGAUUCAACCAAUUUUAGAGGAUUGCGAUAAAAAAAUAGCAAGAGGAAAGGCGAGGGUGGAAGAUGAUGUCGUCAGAAAGAGGACGCUGGACCCAAUGAUCGUUGAGGAGGCGAAGAGAAUAGACAGUCAAAUACAGGCGAAGAUGGCCCUGGCCGAUGAACUCGGGAUGAACGGCGAAGUUGAAGAGUCCCUCAAGAUAGUGGAGGAGGCGGAGCACUUGAAGAAAAGUAAGCUAGAGAUGCUGGAGAAGGCGGGUGAGGGAAGUUUUCAGCAGAGGCUGAAGCCCUGUGACGUGUGCGGAGCACUUCUAUCAGCCACGGAUAGUGACAGAAGACUCACCGAGCACUACAGUGGAAAGAUCCAUGUAGGAUUCCAGAAGCUCAGGGACAUGUCAAAGGCAUUGUCGGCCUACAUCCAGGAAAAUAGGGACAAGGGCAGUGGCUCCUCCCUGAAUAGCACCAGAGAUAGUAGAAACGGAAGGAGAAGGAGCGGAACAGCAUCAAAAUCGCCAUCCAGAAACAACUCAGACAGGUCUCAUAGAGACAGGCACCGGGGAUACAGAGAUAGAGCGGCCUACCGGGAUAGGGACGGCCACAGAAGAAGGUCUAGGUCGAAAUCGCGAUCGAGGUCGAGAAGCAGAAGACACAGAUAA